This is a messenger RNA of Perca flavescens (yellow perch), 1519 nucleotides long. It is a transcript of the gene pbk, whose product is annotated as PDZ binding kinase. Gene Ontology annotation, biological process: peptidyl-serine phosphorylation. The transcript has 7 exons. Lineage: Eukaryota; Metazoa; Chordata; Actinopteri; Perciformes; Percidae. Gene Ontology annotation, molecular function: ATP binding; protein serine/threonine kinase activity. The record is from RefSeq and is a predicted model, not a curated record. The coding region runs from base 110 to 1147 and encodes 345 amino acids.
UUUGUUCUUCCGCGGGAUCCGUGCAGCCUGGUGAACCGGAAGUAACAUUUUGAAUGUUCGGCGCGUUUAAUUUCGGCAGUUUUGUUGUGACAGUGAAAGAAAACGCAGAAUGGCCUCCCCUCCCAAAUGCAUCAAUGAGAGCGCGUUCAAGACCCCUAAAAACGCCCGAGUGAGGAGCUUCGAAAGCAAUGGAGGGACCCCAAUCACAAUCCCGGCUUCCCCCUUCAUGAAGAAGUUGGGCUGUGGGACUGGAGUCAACGUUUACCUCAUGAGCAGAGUGGGGAAGUUAAAUGCUUCUCCCUGGGCUGUCAAGAAGAUCAACAGCAAGUGUGCAACCAAACAGUUGGCGGUUUACCAGAAGCGCCUGAACGAGGAGGCGGAGGUCCUGAAAGGAAUCAAUCAUCCAAACAUUGUUGGGUUUCGUGCCUUCGCCACAGCCAAAGAUGGAUCAAAGUGUCUGGCGAUGGAAUACGGAGGAGAGCAGUCCCUUAAUGACCUGAUAGAGAAGAGGAAAGCGGAUGGCCUGAAAGCUUUCCCUGCUGUCAACAUAGAAAAAGUAGCACUGCAUGUUGCUCGUGGCCUUCAGUAUCUCCACAAUGAGAAGAAGCUGCUGCAUGGCGACAUGAAGUCAUGCAACGUUGUCAUUAAGGGCGACUUUGAGACCGUCAAGAUCUGCGAUGUUGGUGUGUCUCUGCAGCUCGACGAGAACAUGAAAGUGUCAGACCCAGAGGCGGAGUACAUCGGCACAGAGCCGUGGAGACCGAAGGAAACUCUGGAUGGGGAAGGGGAGAUCACUGACAAGGCUGACAUCUUCGCCUAUGGUCUGACUCUGUGGGAGAUGAUGAUGCUGGCCAUGCCUCAUCUGGAGAUGCUCAAGGAUGAUGACGACGAUGAGGAGGAGGAGGAGGAUGAAGAGGACUCGAUGGAGGAGAGUUUUGACGAGGAUGCUUACUACGAGAGGUUGGGGACGAGACCAGGGCUGGAUGUCGAGGCUCUGGGCAGCUCUUACCGGAGGAUGGUGGAGCUUUUUUAUCUUUGCACAGAGGAAGACCCCAAGAAGAGACCCUCAGCCGCCCAGAUCCUCCAGGCUUUAGAGAGCAACGCCUCGCUGGAUAAAACGCCCAGUGCGGUGAUUGUUAUCGACUGAUGGUGAGGCGAUACCAAUCCAGACUGUUUAAAGUAUCUUUUGUCAGGGAUUUAAAGAGAUAGCUGACAAUAUAAACCCAACCUGAAUCCCGUGCAUCCGUUUGACUAGUUUGGGAUUUUGUUUCUCUGUAAUUUCAAAGCUCCAGGAAAUGUAAAUGUCGAGAGGAUCCAGCUUAGACGUAGAAACACAUCUGUCACUGUAAUCUCUUUACUGUCCAUGUAUGCUGACACUUUCACAUUUGUCUGUCAUUUAUUUGUAUCUUGUCUUUGCUAUACAGUAUUUUCUUUCCAUAUAUGUAAACUGUUCCUUUACUUUUCUUCUUAAAGUUUCUUUCUGCACUUCUGUAAACUUUGAUAUUUCUUGAUGAAACUC